Messenger RNA from Colletotrichum fioriniae, 1308 nucleotides. NCBI's taxonomy places the organism in Eukaryota, Fungi, Ascomycota, Sordariomycetes, Glomerellales, Glomerellaceae. The record is from RefSeq and is a predicted model, not a curated record.
AUGGACUCUCACGCCACCAAAACAUCAGACCCUCUCCCCCUCGAACUCGUCCAAAACCCAGCAGCAAAGAACGCACCCUACUACACCCCAUCCCAAUCUCCCCCCUCGGGAACAGCCCUCCAGUCCCCAACUUCCUCCUCUCCCCUCCCAAAACUCUUCACCCCGCUCAAAAUCCGCUCCCUCACCCUCCAAAACCGCCUCUUCCUCGCCCCCCUAUGCCAAUAUUCCGCCGAUCCCACCGCAGGAAACCUAGCAACAGACUGGCACCUAACCCACCUAGGCGGCAUCCUCCAACGCGGCCCCGGCCUCUGCCUCAUGGAAUCCACCGCCGUCCUCCCGGAAGGCCGCAUCACCCCGCAAGACCUAGGCCUCUGGUCCGACGCCCAGAUCCCUCCCCUCCGACGCAUCACCGACUUCGCCCACGCCCAGGGACAAAAAAUCGGUAUCCAACUAAGCCACGCCGGCCGCAAAGCCAGCACCGUCGCCCCCUUCAUCCACGCCAACGCGACCUCCCCCCGCGAAGCACACGGGUGGCCGGACGAAGUCUACGCCCCCUCCGCACUCCGCUUCAACGAGGCAUACCCACUUCCCAAGGAAAUGACUCUGUCCCAAAUCAAAACAAUCAAAGAAGCCUUCGUCGCCGCCGCCCUCCGCGCAGUCCACGCCGGCUUCGACGUCGUCGAAAUCCACGCCGCGCAUGGCUACCUCCUCCACCAAUUCCUCAGCCCAAUCUCCAACGCCCGCACCGACAUCUACGGCAGCGGCUCUUUCGAAAACCGCACCCGUCUAGUCCUCGAGAUCGUCGACCUCGUCCGCGCCGCGAUCCCAGACUCCAUGCCGCUCUUCGUCCGCAUCAGCGCGACGGAUUGGUUCGACGAUAGAACAGACCUCGUCCCUCACAGCUGGACGCUCGCCGACUCGUGUCGAUUGGCACCUUUACUCGCGGAGCGGGGCGUCGAUUUGCUGGACGUGAGUUCCGGCGGGAUUCAUUCGCUGCAGGCGACGAGUAUCAAGGGAGGGCCGGGGUACCAGGCCGGUUUCGCAAAGGAGAUCAAAAAGGUUGUCGGGGAGAGGAUGCUUGUGUCGGCGGUGGGUGGGAUUAGUACGGGUAUCAUGGCGGAGGGGUUCCUUCAGGAGGGGUUGGAUGUGAUCAUGUGUGGCCGUUGGUUCCAGAAGAAUCCUGGUCUGGUGUAUGCGUAUGCUGAUGAGCUUGGGGUCAAUGUCAAGAUGGCGAACCAGAUUGGAUGGGGGUUCAGUGGACGUGGAAAGGGGAAGACAGAUAUGAGUGACAAAGAAGAAAACCUAUAG